This is a messenger RNA of Phascolarctos cinereus (koala), 3213 nucleotides long. It is a transcript of the gene RHBDL3, whose product is annotated as rhomboid like 3. NCBI's taxonomy places the organism in Eukaryota, Metazoa, Chordata, Mammalia, Diprotodontia, Phascolarctidae. Gene Ontology annotation, molecular function: serine-type endopeptidase activity; calcium ion binding. The record is from RefSeq and is a predicted model, not a curated record. Gene Ontology annotation, cellular component: membrane.
CGCCGCGGAUAGGGGUCCGGGGCGGGGCGGCCCAGGGGCGCCCUGGCGGCGGAGCUGAGCUAAAGCCGGGCCGGCCAGCCCGGGACGGGACGAGGGCUGGGGGAGGGAGGAAACCAGGAAGGAGAGCGCAGGCAGGACAGGGGCGGGGGCUAGAGCAGAGCCUAGAGAAGUUUGCCCAUUGCCCGCGGCGGCUCCCGGGGGCCAUGGGGGCUGGAGCCCGCGGCGGCGGUGACAGAGGAGGAGGCAGCGGCGGAGGAGGCAGCGGCGGCGGUGGCGGCGGCGGCAGCGGAUGCGGCUGGACGCGCUCGGUCUCUAGUUCCCUCGGCCGCGGCGACGGCGGCUCGCCUGCGUUGGCUGCGCUGGCUGCGCCCUGCGCGCACGGAGCCCCCCGGAGCGGCGCCGGGGCCACCGCGGAAAGUUAACUAGCCCGGCGCGUCGGGGCCCGCGCGGGACGCUGUUGGCCAUGGGUGAGCACCCUAGCCCGGCCCCCGCGGUGGCCGCCUGUGCCGAGGCGGAGCGCAUCGAGGAGCUGGAGCCCGAGCCCGAGCCUGAGCCCGAGCCCGAGCCCGAGGAGCCGCUGCCCAUGGCCCCCGAGGACCACUGGAAAGUCCUGUUUGAUCAGUUUGACCCUGGGAACACCGGCUACAUCAGCACAGGCAAAUUCCGGAGCCUCUUAGAAAGCCAUGGUUCCGAGCUAGACCCGCAUAAGAGAGAGGUGCUCUUGGCCCUCGCCGACAGCCAUUCGGAUGGACACAUCUGCUAUCAGGAUUUUGUCAACCUGAUGAGCAACAAACGGUCUAACAGCUUUCGCCAGGCCAUCCUACAAGGUAACCGGCGCCUGUGCAGCAAGGCAUUGCUGGAGGAAAAAGGACUGAGUCUCUCCCAGCGGCUGAUCCGCCAUGUUGCCUAUGAGACCCUACCUCGUGAAAUUGAUCGCAAGUGGUACUAUGACAGCUACACCUGCUGCCCCCCGCCUUGGUUCAUGAUUGCCAUCACUCUCCUGGAGAUCGCCUUUUUCCUCUACAACGGGGUGGCUUUGGACCAGUUUGUGUUGCAGGUCACCCACCCCCACUACCUGAAGAACGCUCUCGUUUAUCACCCGCAGCUCCGAGCCCAGGCCUGGCGCUACCUGACCUACAUCUUCAUGCAUGCAGGGAUAGAACACCUAGGUCUCAACGUGGUCCUGCAGCUCCUGGUGGGUGUCCCAUUAGAGAUGGUUCAUGGAGCUGCCCGCAUUGGGUUUGUCUAUGUGGCUGGUGUUGUGGCAGGUUCUUUGGCAGUGUCCGUGGCCGACAUGACUGCACCAGUAGUUGGCUCCUCUGGAGGGGUGUAUGCACUCGUCUCUGCCCACCUGGCCAACAUUGUGAUGAACUGGUCAGGAAUGGAGUGUCAGUUCAAGAUGCUGAGGAUGGCUGUGGCCUUGAUCUGUAUGAGCAUGGAGUUUGGCAGGGCUGUCUGGCUGCGCUUCCACCCAUCAGCGUACCCCCCGUGCCCACACCCUAGCUUCGUGGCCCACCUGGGCGGCGUGGCAGUGGGUAUCACCCUGGGUGUGGUGGUCUUAAGGAACUAUGAGCAGAGACUCCAGGAUCAGUCCCUGUGGUGGAUCUUCGUGGCCAUAUAUACAGUCUUCGUGUUGUUUGCAGUCUUCUGGAAUGUCUUUGCCUACAGCUUAUUGGACCUCCGGCUGCCCCCUCCUCCAUGAAGAGCCCCCUCGAGAUGCUGCUAAGGAGAUCAAACUCUUGAGCAUUUUCAUUUUCAUUUAUUCUUCAUCGCCAGCUUGGUUUAGAGAGUGAAGGAAGAAACGCGAUGCUUGGUGGCUCUAUUUUUGUAUAUGGAAUUGGAAGGGCUGCAAAGGAAAGUGCUAGCCAAAGAUAUUCAUUGAAAGGCCAUUAUAAAGAUGAAGAAGGCAAAGUUAGUUCUUGCCAGACUAGGCCCAGGGUUGGGAAUUCUGGAUGUGACUGGGUAGCCUGGGCUUGUUCCGGGCGAAUUCAAGUUAACUUCUUACUCCCUCCCUAAUCUAAAACUGAACAGUGCCCCCCUCUCCACCAAAUGUGAUCCUAAGAGAUGAGCAGAGGCCUAGCUCUUGAAAUGACACAGCUGGCCCAGUGCCUAAUGCUGCUAAAACCUGGAGGGGACAGCGGGAUAAGGGCACUUCCUCUGUAAAGCAGCUGUACCAGAGCUGAAUGAACAGCCAGUAGGGGAGGUCAUGCAGCCUUCCUACAGUGGAUAGAGCAAUGGACUUGCAGUUGGGAAGACCUGGAUUCUAAUCUAAUUCUAUGUGACCCUGAGCAAGUCAUUUACGUUCCUUGGGCCUCAGUUUCCUCUCUUGUAAAAUAAGGGGGUUGGACUCAGCGGCUUCCAGAGUCCCUCUAGUUCUAAUUCUUUGCUCCUAUAAUUCUGUGGGAUUAAUUGACAAAAGUGGGAUUCUCCAGUCAAGGUAGGGGGUUGUCCCCAUACAAGAGGGGUGUGUGUGUUAUUUUCCUCUAAGGUCUCAAUUCAGAAGGGAGGAAGAAGGCCAGUACCUGCCUUCCCAGGAUGAAUUAGAGUCUCAGGCCAGCCCUCCCUCCACCCACUGAUCACCCCAUUCCUGGUGAGCCUGUUCCUAUCCUGAAAGAAGCCUAGACGAGGACAUAAACGCAGGGUACCUUGGAUGUCACUUGGCACCAACCCUCCCAAUACACAAUCUCAUAUAGCUCUCUGGUCAUACCACCCCAAUCCCUGGGUUUUGCCGCUUGGUUUCCCUCUAUUCAACAUUUUUCCCUGAUGUCCUGGCUCCCUUCUUACCUAAACUUUAUUCCUAGGGUCUUCUCCGUACCCUGCCAAGCUCCACCACCACCCUGUACCCCCCACUCAAUCCAUGAACACAAGAAUUGGUAGGAGAUGUUGCCUAUUGGGAGCAAAGAGUGAUGACUGUUGGGCUGAUCCUCUUAACAAAAGCUUCAGUGUUCCUCUAAGGACCCUCCCACUGCAUCCAUCCCCCUCCCUCUGGUGAUACUGCCAGAUGCGUGAACCAGAGCAGAAACAAUGACUUCACAGCCUUCACUGGAGAUCCUCUGAGCUGUGUGAAGAGUGGAGGGGAGGGUGGGGGGAGCAAGAUGAAAAGCAGCCAGAAUGGUGAAGAGCCUAUGCUAUAGAGCACCAGGUCAGGAAGACCUGAGUUCAAAUCUAGCUUCAGACACUUCACUAGUUGCAUGACCCUGGGCAAAUCACUUA